UAACUCAGUACCAACAGUGUAGCGGGCGGGUUUGCGCGCCUCCGUCGCCAAUCGCGGCGUAAACAUUUACGUGAACUUCGGAAACUUUGAAAUUAGAACGUACCCUUUUGAAAUUACCGUGAAAGUGAUCCGUUUUUAAUAAACACACUCUAUUGACUAUAAAAACAAUUAUUAAUAACGUUAGAUUGCUUUUAAAAGGUGUUGUCAAUUGUUUAGACACGGCGGGCGGGCAUCAAUUCGCAGAAAUUUGGGUGCGGCACUUCUCUAUUGCUUCAGUGCGAGCUUGGUGCGCUGGCGGCGCUGGCGGCCCGCGCGCGGUAAACGAUCGCCGACCCCCGAGGAUGCGCGCGCGCGCAGUACCACAGCGGAGCGCCGCCCGACCGCGCGCACGAUGCUCAACAUGAAGCUCAAAGAGCGCCUCGCGCUAGCCCUCAGCGCCUUCCUCGUCCUCUUCACCCUCAUGCUGGUGGUCGACCUCCAAAUGGACUAUGGCAUCUCUGGCCACAGGAUACCUUUACAUGGAAGGGUCAAAAUUGGUGAUGACACGGAUAAAGGACGAUCUACGUAUAUUGAAUUUCGGAAACGGUUCCUGCAGAAAAGCAACGCCAGCAAUAGCUCGAAGGAGUACGAGCAAUCAGCGCCGAGCGAGACCAGUGGGGGGGAUGCGGAGCCCAAGACCCCCGCGACCCCCACCGACCGCUUCGAGGACUUACAGAGGAUACUGGUGCUGCAGCUGCAGGGCAAGGCUGACGACAGCCUCGUCGUAGUACCGCCGCAUAGAGACUUGAAUGUCUUGCGACCUGAAAACCCCACAAUCGGGGAAAUGGAAGACUUGGAACCUAGUGUAAAUGCAUCGAAUCUAGAGAAGUUCCAGCUGAAAAUAGCUCAGCACGAGCUGUAUGAAGAUGAAGAGCCUUUGAUAGGAGCUGUACUUCAAGAUAUGGCAACUGCGCCUAUAUUACACGUAGAGCAAAAAGAAGGAGGCACUCAGUUGAAGCUCAUUAUCGACUAUCCGAACGGAGUUCAAGCAUUGUUUAAACCAAUGAGAUUUGCAAGAGAUGUACAAACACUGCCGAACCACUUCUAUUUUUCGGAUUACGAGCGUCAUAACGCCGAAAUUGCAGCGUUUCAUCUCGACAGGAUACUGGGCUUCCGUCGAGCGAUGCCGGUCGUGGGACGAGUCGUGAACAUGACGACCGAGAUCUAUGACGUCACUGAGGGCGACAUCUUGAAGACCUUCUUCGUGUCGCCGGCGAACAACUUCUGCUUCCACGGCAAAUGCUCUUACUACUGCGACACGGGGCACGCGAUUUGUGGCAACCCUGACAUGCUGGAGGGGAGUUUUGCCGCUUUCCUGCCGACCGCAGAUUUGGCUGAGCGUAAGGUGUGGAGACAUCCCUGGAGGAGAUCGUAUCACAAAAGAAGAAAAGCUCAGUGGGAGCUGCAAUCUGAUUACUGUGACACGGUUCGGUCUACUCCUCCGUAUGAUUCGGGCCGUCGUUUGCUGGAUCUAAUGGACAUGUCUAUAUUUGAUUUUCUCACCGGCAACAUGGACAGGCAUCACUAUGAGACGUUCAAGAUGUUUGGCAACGACACGUUCACUUUGCACUUGGAUCAAGGACGUGCUUUUGGAAAAGCCUUUCACGAUGAAUUGAGCAUCCUCGCGCCUCUACUGCAGUGUUGUCUUGUAAGGCACACCACUCUCGCCGUGUUAUUGAAAUUUGCAAGAGAUGUACAAACACUGCCGAACCACUUCUAUUUUUCGGAUUACGAGCGUCAUAACGCCGAAAUUGCAGCGUUUCAUCUCGACAGGAUACUGGGCUUCCGUCGAGCGAUGCCGGUCGUGGGACGAGUCGUGAACAUGACGACCGAGAUCUAUGACGUCACUGAGGGCGACAUCUUGAAGACCUUCUUCGUGUCGCCGGCGAACAACUUCUGCUUCCACGGCAAAUGCUCUUACUACUGCGACACGGGGCACGCGAUUUGUGGCAACCCUGACAUGCUGGAGGGGAGUUUUGCCGCUUUCCUGCCGACCGCAGAUUUGGCUGAGCGUAAGGUGUGGAGACAUCCCUGGAGGAGAUCGUAUCACAAAAGAAGAAAAGCUCAGUGGGAGCUGCAAUCUGAUUACUGUGACACGGUUCGGUCUACUCCUCCGUAUGAUUCGGGCCGUCGUUUGCUGGAUCUAAUGGACAUGUCUAUAUUUGAUUUUCUCACCGGCAACAUGGACAGGCAUCACUAUGAGACGUUCAAGAUGUUUGGCAACGACACGUUCACUUUGCACUUGGAUCAAGGACGUGCUUUUGGAAAAGCCUUUCACGAUGAAUUGAGCAUCCUCGCGCCUCUACUGCAGUGUUGUCUUGUAAGGCACACCACUCUCGCCGUGUUAUUGAAAUACCACAACGGCGUUCCGCUUUCGAAAGUUCUUCACGAAUCAUUAAAACACGAUCCCGUAGAUCCUAUACUGUGGGAGCCUCACCUCACAGCGAUAGAUAGACGGAUUGUGACAGUUUUGGACGCUAUACGGAAAUGUGUAGAGAAAUCCGAAUCCCCAUUGCAAAAUGAGGUAAAUGACUUUAUAUGACCGUAAAUGAAUCGUGAUAGAACUUUUUGAGGAUCGGUGAAUGAAUCGUGAUGACAAUGUGAUAAGUGCUAUGGGGUGCCCGAUUCUAUGGGAAGGUGCAAUUAAUGACUUACUAGUCCAACUCUCUUGUAAUCCUAUAAUAAGAGAGUUUGUCAAUGAAACGGUUGCAAGUCUUUGGUCCAGAAAGACUAUUAGAAUUAAGAUUUUGUGCCAAAGAUUGUCCAAAUGAAAUCUUGAAAUGUAUUCAGCAAUAUAACCAUUCCACUGAAUUAUAAGGAGCCAUGAUGUAUGCCAAAAAAAAGGUUAAAAAAAUUAUUGUACAAAUCAGUUACGCCGUCAAUAAAAUUAAGUAUAAGUGUGUGUUCUUAUUUAUAAGUUUACUUUGUAGAUUUGUUUGUGUAUAUUUUGAAACUUUGUAGAUUUGUUUGUGUAUAUUUUGAAAGUUGUAUCAAUAAGGUCAUCUGCUUAAUAGUUUUGGCUUUCUUUCAAAAUAAUGUAUAAGUAUAUGUUUCUAUUUUACUAUUAUAAUAACUUAUGUGUAUUUUCUGUUCAUUAAUUUAAUUUCUUUUACUUUUUUCUUAGCUGGUCUAAGAUGCAUCGUUUUAUAGAACUUGUGAAUUUAUAUUAAAAACAACGUGCAUAUUUGUGUAAAUAAUAUUUACAAUUGUUUUUCUAUCAAUACAAUAUUUGUGUCUUAAAGUGUUUGAAACACUAGUAAAACUUCUAUUAUAUUGUCAGUUUUAUUAACAUUUGUUAUAUUAUAUGGCACGUUUGUUAUAGGCAUCUUUUUUUUUUAUAUUUACCUCAACAUAUUAUGCACAUACUAUGCUUAUGUAUUGUUAAUAAACAUAAUAUGUCAUAUAUUAGUUAUUGUUUAGUAUGACGUCACAGUUUUCGCUUUAAGGUGUUUAUAGACUUGAGCAUUCACUUGUCACGACAUCUUCAUGAAGAAUAUAUUUAGACGACAAUAUUGACUGGUGGGAGGCUUCGGCCGUGGCUAGUUAACCACCCUACCGACAAAGACAUACCGCCAAGCAAAUUAGCGUUCCGGUACGAUAUCGUGUAGAAAAUGAAAAGGGUGUGGAUUUUGUGGAUUUUCAUCCUCCUAACAGGUUAGCCCGCUUCCAUCUUAGAUUACUUCAUCACUUACCAUCAGGUGAUAUUGUAGUCGAGGGCUAACUUGUAAAACAUAAAAAAGGACGAGCAUCAAAUAGAGCGUUCGUUAGAAUUCUCAAGAUGUUCGUAGCAAUAUUUGGCUCUAUGCUUGGCUCGGCUUAUUGUUCAGUUCGACAAUUAUUAAAUCGGCGAAUGCUCGUUGUUCAGUUACAAGUGAAUGCUCAAGUCUAUCAGCACCUUUAUAGAUUCUACACAAGCACGGUACGAAUGUAUUAAGGAGCAAGGAAAUUUUUAAGAUGCCUUGACAGUUCCAAAUUGAUAUGUAACAAGUAUCUAUAAAAAGUGCACAUGAAUCUGUACAUAAUAAUUAAAAUGCAAUUAUGUUUAGUGAUUAUAUUUAAUUUUAAGACAAUCCUCUUUUCGUUGUGAAUCUGUUACCAUAGCUCGAAGCUCAAGAAGACACAUAUCAUAUAGAUGAGCAGUUGUUACUGCAAGUGAUAUUUAUAAAUAUAUAUGUACCUUCAAGGUAAAAUCAGAUGGGUCCCAUUUACGUAGCGAAUGCAAAUACAUCCCACGCACCGUUGGUAUGUGAUAACUAGCUCUCAUAUUGCUCGCAAGCAUUGCCUUACAAACUAAAAAUAAAAUGUGUAGGGUAUAUAAAGUUGAAAAAAAACAGGACUGAUUUAGUCGUCAUAUUCAAUUUAUUAUUUUUCAAAAACGUUAUAGUCAGCGUCAUUCAGGAUAAUGUGAGGAUCGAGUAACCAGACUUUGAUUUAAAGUCAAUGGUCUUAAAUUGAUCAUUAUCGUUCUUCUAGAUCAGGGGAUCUCAAACUUUCGACUCGAAGUGACAACGAACCCCUUACUAACUAAUAGACCCCCCCCCCCAUCUAAAAAAAAAAAUUAUUUGAAUAAAAGGUAUAAAGUACCAAAAGAAAUGUCUUUAUAAUAUUAAUGUUAUGGGUGUGCUUGUUUCUUGUCGCAAAUGCAUUCAAUGUUAGGAGUAAUUUUGGACAAUUUUAAUCUUAAUUCUGACUUAGUAUCAGUUAUCAAGCCACUAUUACUUAAAUCUUGUCGCGAACAUCCUGCAGUCGAAUGUCAAACCCCUAGGGGUUCGCGUACCCCACUUUGAGAAACCUUGUUGUAGAUUGAAAAAAAGUUAUCGUAUUUUUUCAGUUAGUAUUAUUGUUUAAAUUAAAUAUAAUAUUAUAAGUCUAUAUAUAGGGUACUUACCCUAAUAUGUUAUAUCGCCGAAAAACCAAUGUUAGAUAAUCUCGAAAACGAAAACACGAUGAAAAGCAUUUUAGUGGCUCAGUUUUUGAAUCGUACCUACACCACAGUCUUGUCUAUAUAUUCUGUGCCUACACUCAGUUGUAUAUAGGUAAUUGACAGGCUGAUAUCUUUGAGGCAAUUGGUUUCACUGUAACGCCUAUAUAUUAUUUAUAAACAUGGAUUAAGAUUUAAAACUUAAUUUCCUUCAAAGUAAAGUGAACUUUAAGUAGUAAUUAUUAGUUCCACUUUACUUUAAAAAAAAUGUCGUGUUAUUUUUCUGCGUCAUACGAAGCCUAUACGCAUACAACAAGUCGAGUGUAUCUUGUUGAGGCCUGACUAAUGACUGAAUAAUAUAAUUGAAUGGCAAAUCUUGUUUUUUUUUUUUUGUAAGAAAAAGAUGCUUUACCAAGGCCAUAGAAUCAAUAGAGUAGUCUACUUAACAAUUAGUAGGUACACUAUUGUGGAUUAGGUACAUCAAUCAAUUUUGAAUAUUAUGAUAUACAUAUAUAACUAGGACCAAUCUGGCUUUGCUUGUCCAUUUGUUGUGUUAACUUUUAAGACAUUUUUUGUUCCUUUUUCUGAGGUGUAUACUUUUUAAUUUGUGUAAAAUCUUUUCUAUUUUCAUAUACAAUCUCUUGAUAAUUGAAAAUCUUUCUCGCAUCUGAUCUCAGAUAGAAUCGCGGUUUUUGGAUUAUUAUUUAUUACAGAUCUUUUAUAUUGGUACUUCUUUGUAUAUAUGUAUGCUUUCGAAUAAUUUAAGUAACUGGUAAUUAUUACUUAAAUUAUACUUUUGGUUUAAAUGUGUUAUAGAUAAUCUACUUUUGGAAGUAUGUUUGACUUACUAUAUAAGGUUUUUAAUGUCGUGGUAAGAAGCGAUUUAUAGUACAUAAUAAUUAAAAGAAAGCGUGUCAGUGAGUAAAACAUAAUAGACCAGGCUCUGUGGGGAAUUGAGUGUGUGAUAAAUAAGGAUCACAUUUGGUUUACAGUUUUAAUCACAGAAAAGCAUGCAGUUUAUUUCCUAGAUGUUGCCAGGAGGUUUUUUGGUCCAACUUUUUUAUAUCCUACCUUCAAUAUCGAGUAAAUGGACUAAACAUUAUGCUUUGCAACAAUUUUAUUGCUUGUUUUAUUAAGAAUCUUCAAUUAUUUCUUAUGAUUAAAGUAAAGUUAUAGCUAAUUCACUUAAAAACACAUAAAAAAUAAUAAGAAUCUUCUUAAAACAUACAUCACUCGGAGACUACUGGAUACAUUCAAAUGAAACUUGAUACGAUUUGAGUUUGUAUUACGUUGAAAGUCAUAGGAUACUAAUUUUUGCGAAAAAAAAAUUGGAGGAGUUAUAUUUAAAACUGCAUGGAAAGUCCUACGUCUAGAAGGAAAGCUAAAGAAAAUAACCUUCAGCUUAUACACAUACGCUUAGUCUAUCAUUUUACCACAACAAAACCAAUCAGACUUCCCAGAAUAGAUUGACUAUACGUAGUUAUGAUUGGGCAGUAGAACUGAGAGGCUUAUGUAUUGCGACAUUUGAGAAUAGAUUACUUGCCAAAGAUGUACCUUCAUGAUUGUGUUGAAAUGUUGUAUAGGAUAAUUUGACGCUACUGUAACGCGUGUUUCAGUUGAUUGUUAAUAAAUUUUGAGAAAUUUAA
This is a messenger RNA of Bicyclus anynana (squinting bush brown), 6606 nucleotides long. Its product is annotated as extracellular serine/threonine protein CG31145. Gene Ontology annotation, biological process: protein phosphorylation. Gene Ontology annotation, molecular function: protein serine/threonine kinase activity. The record is from RefSeq and is a predicted model, not a curated record. The coding region runs from base 392 to 2581 and encodes 729 amino acids. NCBI's taxonomy places the organism in Eukaryota, Metazoa, Arthropoda, Insecta, Lepidoptera, Nymphalidae. Gene Ontology annotation, cellular component: Golgi apparatus. The transcript has 17 exons.